GGCUGCGCACAGCACGUUGCUCUGGAGUUUGAAAGGAUGAAAGGGGGAAGAUUGAGAUUAUUGCUGCAGAGAUUUCGGAGGUGAGGACAAGUGGAAACUUAUUGACUUCUUUGGCGUCGAUACUGGGGAGGAGAUGAGAAUAAAGUGAUUUUAAUCCACAGGAGACGCAGGACUGUUACUGUGGAGGAGUGCCGUGCUUUUAAUCCUUCAGAAAAGAGGUCAUUUUCUUACAGAUAAACUUACUUUCAAAUACUUUACCUUUCAAAACCUGCAUCGAUUUUUUUGUGGGAGGGAGAGAUCUGAGGAUUGGAGCAUCGGAUUUGAGACUUCGGAGCUUCAAAGACAUCUUCUGCUGCAAUUUUUCUGAGAAAACAUGCAUAUGUAAACCACAUGCAAGACUUACUGUUCAGUGCAAUCUGGAAUGAUGAACCUUAUAGGAGAAGCAUGUCAGCUGUAGUCUUGUGUGCGGCGCUCUGAGGAUUAGUGCUGGGAAUGAAUUCACUUCUGGCAUAAAAUGAGAAAUUUAUCACAGCCGAUCAUUCCUGACCCACUCUUUCAGAAAGCAUGUGGCUUAUUUUGCCUUCCCCUCUCGCUUCUGAAGCUCUGAGACUCUUCUUUGGAAAAUAAGAGCUGGUGGUUGUGCUUACAGACCGGGAGAACUGAAAUAUUUAAGACUCUGGCUGUGAACGAUGCAAUUAACCAUUGAUGAAAACCGAAGCGGCUGUGAUCAGUAUGCAUAGGUUGCCUACAUUCACUCUGAGAACUGUGGGAGUGAGUUAAGGCGAGAGGACUAAUGACUGACAGCAGUAACAGGUUUGGUGCGAGGUACUACGGAGCACAUCCUGUGCAUUAGCUUGGCUGCUUCUGGCUGAAUUUAGAAACAGCAAGUGUGGCUCGUUCUUGAUCUUUUUUUUCUUGCUUCCUCAUUAUCUCUUCCUCCCAUUUCGAGGAACAGGUUGCUGUGCUAGUAAGCAGAUUUAGAUUAACUGCUGUUUCCUUUGGGAUGAACAGUUAAGGCAACUCAUAUGGGUCUUCAAAACUCUGUUUGACUUAACAUUCAACCACCAAUCAUUCUCAUCUUGUCCUCAUAGUCAACAUGGUCCCACCGCCCCCUUCCAACAAGCCACACGUUUGCCUUUCGUGUGUGCUUAUCAUGAGCAGCAUGGCGCUGCUGGACGCCUACCUUGUGGAGCAGAAUCAAGGUCCAAGGAAGGUGGGCGUCUGCAUCAUGGUGAUGGUAGGGGAUGUGUGCUUUCUCAUCGUGCUGCGGUACAUUGCAGUAUGGGUCGGCGCAGAGGUUCGAACUGCUAAACGUGGCUACGCCAUGAUCCUCUGGUUCUUCUACGUCUUUGUGCUGGAGAUCAAGGUAUACUUCGUCUACCAGAACUACAAGGCAGAAGGCGAGAGAGCAGACGCUCUUACCUGCAAGGCUUUGACGGUGCUACUUUCCGUGUUUGUACCGGGACUUUACGUUACGCUGGCAGCCAUCGACCACAUGGAAUACGUCCGCCCGCUCAAGAAAAGGGAGGAAUUGAGGAGUCGGCUGUUCUGGGUCGUGGUGGAUCUUCUCGACAUCUUGGACAUUCAGGCCAGCCUAUGGGAGCCUCAAAGAAAAGGGCUCCCUCUAUGGGUGGAGGGCCUUACUUUUUUCUACUGCUACAUACUACUUCUGAUACUGCCGUGUGUGUCGCUAAGCGAAAUUAGCAUGCAAGGUGUGAACAUUGUGCCGCACAAGAUGUUGCUGUAUCCCAUUCUCAGUUUGGUCGCCAUUAACUUUAUUACGAUAUUUAUACGGGGAGGAAAUAUGGUGUUUUAUAGGGACAUCCGAGUGUCCGGAAUACUCAUGGGUAAGAACGUCCUCGCCAUUGUCUUGAAAACGUGCAGCUUUGUACAGUACCGGAGACACCUGCAGGAGGCGCCAGCACCUGCUCUCGCUCCAGAACUACAGAGGGACGCAGUGCCACAAAGUUCUCGAGGGGCAGUGCCGGUCGUAAUGCCCAUGCCUGUGACCAUGCCAACUCCGCAGGUAGUCAUACAAGAUCUCACCACGCUUCCAGAAGAGCCUGAACUUGAAGAAACAUGACGAAAGAGCGAAUGAGAAGAGUUUGCACUGAGGAUACUUGGACAAUGCACAACACAAACUGCUUUGAGACUUCUUGUUUUAAUGUUAAUGCGGGUGUACGCUGUAUGAUUUACUACUUUAAGAUUUUUUAUGACAUUAAUGAUUGGAUACCAGAAUGUUCUUCACAUUGGUCAGACAUUUGGCCAGAUUUAACUGCACCGGCUAGGCAUUUUAAAGCGCCACUUAAUCAUUUUCUUCAGUAUUUGUCUAUUUGUCUAUUUACAUAUCCUUAAAACAAGAUGAAUUUACUUUUUAUCUUACCACACUGGUAAAUUACCUUUUCUUGUCUGAAAUGUCAACAUACCUACAUUUUGUUAGAUUUAUGCUUUAAAAAAAGACAAUGUGAAAAUGGGUUAAUGACAAGUUUUUGGUUAAAAUAUUUUUUUGCAGUGCAGUCCAUAUACCAUUAUCAAUUUCAGAACUAAUCACAUGAAUUUUACCUUGAAAAUUAAAAAAAAAAAAAGACUGUGAGUCUCUGACAACAAAAAGUGGUAAAAUUCAUAGCGUGUGCACCCAGUUUUAGUGAAGAAAAAAAAAGUGAUUAAAAAUGUUAAUGAGAUGACAAAUCUUUGUGAAAUGAAGAAAGACACAAGGCAGCUGUGGAUCUGGGGUCCAUUCAUUUCCAGAAAAAGUAUUUAACUCUGGAAUGUAGUCGUUUAUAAACAGCAUUAAUUAACAAGUGGAAUGCCAAGCAAAUCACACUUGAAAGAACACUCAGUGACCCUAUGAUUGUACAAUCACAGACAGCUGCGAAUAUAUCAUCUAUUUUCAUUUCUUCUGGUAGGGUGUUAAAAAUGUGGUAAAUCAUUAUGUUUUUGCAGUAUUUAAUCAUCAUAUUUUUGAAGUCAUUUAAUAACUAUGGUGAAAAGUUGUGUUUUGAAACAAGUCCUAGUACAAUUAUUUUCUCUCAAAGGGGACAUCAGAUGCAAAAUUCCCUUUUACAUAGUGUUUGCAUAUAAAUGUGUCUUAGCAGUGUGUAAACACAAUCACCCUACAAUGAUAAAAAUCCAGUCAAUAAUUUUUUAAUGACGCCAUACUGCUCGAGCCCUGCCCACAGCUGAUAACGGACUGUCCUGUACUACCACAUUUCCGUUUUUAGCCAGCUGUAAGCUGUCUGCCAUUUUCUCCACACUAUAGGACAGUGUAGAGUAGACAGGACGCAACGUGGAAGAGAGAGGGGGGUGGGAUAGGAAAAGGUCCUUAAGACGGGAUUCAAACUCGGGACAGCCAUAACACCACAGCAUUAUAUGUUGGCACACUGCCCACUAGACUAUCGGUGAUGGACUGGACACAUUAGUUUUGUUUUUGAUGGUAAAACAUAACCAAAUGCACAAAAGACGGAAGAGAGAGGGGCAGGGUGAGCAGAGCUCAUUAGCAUUUAAAGAAACAUGCACCAAAACGGGUCGCUGUUUUUGACAAGUUAAAAAAGGUGUUGUUUUACAUGACCACUGAGGAAUUUUAACCAAAGAAUGUUGCAGACAGGGUUUGAAUUUAACUUUUUCACUCACCAGCCAAUUUGGCUACUAAAUUUUACUAAAGUUACCAGCCAUUUAUAACUUCUAGUAGCCAAAAAUAAAUAAAUUUGCCAACUGAAAUAAACCAACAGCUUGAGGCUGUUUGCACUGGAUGUGACAAAGCAGGGUUUUCAAAACUUUUGAACUUUGUGUCAGUACAUCAUAAAUAGAAUGAGGCAUCACUUUACUAUUGGGGAUUUGUCGUGCUGUGCCGCAUCCAGUGAAGACAGCAUCUCUGAUCGUAAUUGGUUCUAUUGUAUUUUGUUGUGCCGCUCGUGUCUGGUGCAGACACGGUGUGAGUCUUCAGUCCUUUUUUGACUCUUCGUUAUUGCUUCAAUGCAUAGGAAACUAGCGCGUCUGCCACACCGUUAUUUGUCGGGUAUGUACAAGUAAGCUUGAUAUGGGCAGAUGCUUCGCAAUUAUGCUGUAUUUAAUAUAUCAUGAUGACUCACAAGUUUAUUUGUGCUAAAUCUGUAUUUAUUUAGCUUAAAUGAACAUGCCCAAGAAAUUAAUGAGUGAACAUAAUUUACCCGCCAAAUUGGAUAGUGAUUUGACAGCGUUACCUGCCACAUCUGAUUUUUACCUGCAUUUGGCGGGCGUUAAUUUCAAACCCUGGUUGCAGACAUUUCAUCAAGACCCUAAAGAAUCAUACCAACUUGUGGAAAAUUGGCAUCCGAUGUCCCCUUUAUCUAAUCACAAAUGGAAUGUUUUAUAUUUGAUGGAAUUAUGCUUCAUAUGUUAUUGUUUUGAUGUUUUAUG
Molecule: messenger RNA, 4395 nt
Organism: Labeo rohita (rohu)
Lineage: Eukaryota; Metazoa; Chordata; Actinopteri; Cypriniformes; Cyprinidae
Gene: tmem264
Product: transmembrane protein 264
Exons: 1
Coding region: 1097-2083 (328 amino acids)
Source: RefSeq, a predicted model, not a curated record